ACCACUCUAGAAACUAUCGGUAAUACUGAUAUAGGGGCAUACUUACGGGGGACUUUAGUGAGAUGAGAGGCGCGGUACUGGGACUUGCUCUGUUGCCUCUGAUACUGGGGCUUCAGAGCCACCAUUUUGACCACGAUGUUGAUGUCAAGCAUCCAGAAAGUGGGGAACACGUGAAGCUUAGAAGUAAAGGUCGUCUGAGUGAAACCAUCGACUUGGACAGGGUGUCUGGAAUCAAGAGAGUGAUAUGUCAGGAUCAAAAGAUUUUAAUCGCUGUGGAACACAAAGGGAUCGGGAGAAACUGGAAGAAAGGUCAAGUGGUGAUGGGGAGUCCGAAAUGGGACUGCACUCUGAAUACGUUACCCGGGAGUCCGUCAAAACAAAGAGGUGUCUACGCCAAAAUUAAGGAGAUCUUCUUCCCAACAGAGACCGGAGUAGUCCUUCACACUCAAUCUGUUAGAGCCUUUGAUGUAAUAGACGAAGCGGACAUUAAAUUCCGCUAUACCCCUGGAAACAGUGCAUCUCAUCCACCAGAAACACGGAGAAGACAUCGCCGGUACAUUGCCAAUGUUUUGUCCGAACUCCUAGGAAACAUCACAUGGCAGUACAGUGACACAACCUCUAUUCCAUGGAAUAAAGAUGACUCUGGUGAGAUUGGAUCCUUUGGGUUAGCAAUCGGAGAAAACGACACAGACUACCGCUACACUGAGAACGUAACAAACAAUGACGUCAUGAGUUUCGUCUGUGAGGACUGCAGUGGAACAUCCCACAUGUCUUAUGAAUUUGACUUGAUCAUAAAGAAGAACGCCAUGAAUGAACCAGAGAUCCAUCGCUACCUUAACAAACUGGAAUCAAAUACUACAAUAAAUUUGAAAUCAAGUUUCCAGACUUCAAAAGACAUCAAACUAGAGUUGCACAAAGAGAUGGAAGAAUUACGUGUUCCUCCGACAAUGUUGUUCUCUGUGCCUCUCGCUCAUGUGCGAAACCUCCCGCCAGUGAUGCUGACAGUAAAAUACACGGGAUCUACACAUGUUGACUUGCACGUUGACACAAGAUCAGCCGUUUCUAUGGAAACGGAUAUUGAAGUUGGAGGAAAAUACUCUUUUGUUCAUGAAUACAGUGGAACUUCGGCGCUAGGGGGAGACGUAGUCCCACAUAAUUGGACGUCCACUACUCAUCGCAAUACUGUAAAUGGCGACAAAGACAUGUCCGUCAACGUAUCAGUGUAUCAGCAGAUACUAUUCAACACAACCAUUGGGUGGUUUGCACGCGACAUGGAAAUAGAUUUUUCACCGCCAAUAAACUAUAAGUUGAAACCGACUAUUCGUGGUAAAUCUGCUGUUAACGACGCGCAGCGUUGCACCACAAAAUCGGCUGACCUAAGUGGAGAAUUCAAUGUUACAGAGGCGAGACUCACGGUCGAAGCCUUCGGAGUGUCAAUAUGGAAUAGCUUAAUUGCAAAGGGCUUCAACAAAAAAGUGAGUUUUGAGAAUGACACUUUGUAUCAGAAGUGUUCAGCGGAUUGUCCAAUUUCAACCAAGACAUCACUAUAUGACGGACUCGCGAUGUCAGAUGUUGUGGGAAAUCCAAGAAUGUCGAUCAGUAGAAAAGAUCCCGACUUCAGAAUUUUGACUCAGAUGUGGGGAGACAAUGUCCUGUUUUCGUCAGAGGAGGCGAACGUUUCUUCUUGGUGCGGGGCCCCUGGUCGUCCCUGCGGAAGAUGUGUUUAUCGUGGAGCCGAUGACAUUAACCAGGCGUGUGCUGACCGACUGAUGGUUCCAAAACUAGCAACAAAAAUCAGCCGUCUUGGGAAAUAUGUUUCUGCUGAAUGGCCAGAUAAAAAACUGGUAGUUGUUGAAGCAUGGGAUGAACCAACUUCCUCAAAUCCGCACGGAAGACAUGGUGAUGAGAGCUUAUAUUAUGAAGGAAGAGCAGCCCAGCUGGCUUUAACUUACGCCAGCAACAACUUUUCAGUUUCCCCGCCUGUUAUUAAAGAUGAUAAAGAUAACAAGCGCCUUGAACAAAUGGCAAUUUGCUCAGGUUUCCAGUAUGUGUCUAAAGUGAACAUAGAAGCAGGCAUAGAGGUUGCAGUAGGUGAAAAACAAGCUCCUACAAGUGAAGUUAAAAGGACAAAGAAAGUUUCUCUCACUGGCAAAGAUGCAGCGGAUAAAGCAGCCAUGGUCAACGCAAUGAGACGCCUUGGGUCUAUAUUGCCUGGAAAGAAGUGUCCUGAUUUUGGCUUGUUGAAGCUUGAGAGUGGGGCAUCUUUUCCUUCUAAGUAUCAUGGUGAGGUGGAGGCCGCUGUGGGUCCUCCUCUAGGGCAAAUUCAUCGAGAAAACUCUGAGGAAAUGAACAAGUUGUAUGAGUACCAGUUUGACGAUUUCGAGUUUCUUCAUGAAAGACGAGAAAAUCAAACUGAUGAACAAUGCGGAACAAUGAGAAAAUGCCAGGAUGGAAGCUUUUCUAAUGCAGAGGACCCUUGGAGCUGGAGUGCCAAUCGUGUCAUGGCCCCUAGACUUGCAUUUCGCAUGAGAAGAUUAGCAUUGAUUGCAAAAGAUGAGUUGCAGGGAUUGAACAUCACCGUGGAGAGGGCUUUUGCUGACAAAGUGGACCGACAGGAGUCCAAACUGUUUCUUGAAGGAAGGGGAGCACGACUUACAGUGAAAGAGAACCCCAACGUCACUAUUCCUAUUCUUGGGCAUGCUGCAAUAUGUGCUGGCUUUGAUUUUGUUCGCAAUGUCGAUAAUGUUGCAAUUGAGGUAUUUGUAAAACUGCAGGAUGGAUUUAGAACCACUCUGAUUCCUUAUCACAGUGGUGAGGUACUUAUUGCUGUCGCCCCUCCUUCAUCAGAGGAAGGUGAAUAUUCCUACAGUGCGGAGUUUGACCACGAGAACAAGAAACCUCUUCUAGUAGAUGGAGCAAGGGAAGAAAUAAAAUUGUCCAAACAUUUCAAAAUAGGUGACUUCAAAUUCGAAGGUCAUCGUUUCUUGCGCAUUGAUCCCUCUCUCGUCGAAUGUUUAGAACUAACACAGCAGGACUUCAGAGGUAAAAUACAAAUACUAACAGGGUACAGACCAAAAUCUGCUAACGAACAAGAGGUAGCCUGGAAUAGGCGACAACUAGCAAGGUUCCAGAUGGGCCAAGCAGCUGAAAUAAUGCCCAGAAGUGAUGAUGAAGUACUUAACCUGGCUAAGAUGUUGAUGGUUACAUGUACCCCAUUCCUCCGUUUGCAGAGAAGAGGAUUAGGUGUCCACGUGAAACAACUUGAAGAAAUAGGAAAAAAUAGCAUCCAUGUUGAUCUUUAUCCUCUCCGUGACGACAACAGAAUUAUUGAUUUGAAGAUAAAUUCUAAAAUUAACAAAGAAACUGAGUGUAUGUGGAACGAGCUUAAGUUAUACUGGUCAGAAAUAACAAAGGGUGGUCCAGGUAUCAUACCAUAUGAUACCAAAAGUGCAUGUAAGAAGCCUGACCUCGAGAAGAAAACUUAUCUAAACUUUAACCUGAACAGACCAGGUUUCUGCUUACAAUUCCACGAUAAGAAAUUCUGCCAGAACUCUACCAAAGCCAGGGAAGAACUCGGGGAUGAACUUUUGAAACAAUUGCAGAGUGUGGCAGGAACUGAUCGACUGGACAUAACAACAACUCGUGAACAGAUUAAACAGUGUAUAGUCACUGGCUGUGGGGGAUGUUCAGGAUCUGGGAAGAAGUGGGAUGGUAAGGUACGGGUGUGUUCAGAACUCGUGGACAACUUUAUGGAGCAUGCCAGUAUACCACUGCUGAAGCCAACAGAGAGCAUGUCCUUUUUCAACCCGGAUAAUGUUGAGUCAGCUUCGCAUGCGUAUGCCUGUAAGAAAGAUGGAACCAAAUGUCAAGAAACAGUACAGCUAUACUCGAUAUUCCAAACUUUACUAGCAAAAACGUACAAACCGAAUCCCAACACGAGUAUCGAGGAAGAAGUAUUCGGUGCCACAGACAAUCCUAGCCCUCUUCUACAGAUUGUGGAGCAGGAGAUUGCUAUGAAUGUCUCGGGAAAUGUAUCUGUUGUAAUAGACCGUUACAAAGAUAUUUCUGCUCUUCGGAGUGUUCUAAAGGUUUUGAUGAUCCACAACCGGAAGGUCAAUUUUGUAAACUUUCACGUCAUGCACGGUGUGAAUCCGGACAAGAUAGUUACCACUCUACAACGGAAGCUGGAGACAUGGUCCGGUUUGUCCUGUCCAAAGUGGAGCAGAUUUGCCGCUUCUCCUUUCACUAUUGAGGUGAUAUCCAAGGAAAGAAAGAAACGAAGCAUUGAGGACAGCAGGCAGCGGAACGAGGCUCGAAAACGAAAACGAGACUGGGAACGAGAUUGGAUAUUGCGAACAUAGCUCUUUUUCUGGCUCGAACUUUUUUAUAUUCGUGAUUUGUUUAAAAAUAAAGUAUCAGCA
Molecule: messenger RNA, 4421 nt
Organism: Saccostrea echinata
Lineage: Eukaryota; Metazoa; Mollusca; Bivalvia; Ostreida; Ostreidae
Exons: 19
Coding region: 63-4361 (1432 amino acids)
Biological process (GO): smoothened signaling pathway; cell fate specification; cell-cell signaling
Molecular function (GO): patched binding; calcium ion binding
Source: RefSeq, a predicted model, not a curated record